GGUCGACUCUUUUUGGCGCAAGCCCCGUCGUGUGCGAACAACGUGGUAGUAGUGAUUCGAGUCCGCACUCGCUUUAUUCUCUAGUACUGUCAUUGUGACGACAAUCGCGAGCCAUGUCAGAAAUGCAUGAAGAAGAGCAGACUUGUCGGAUCGACGCGGUGGUUACCAAAUACAAGACCGCCGGCGAGAUCGUCAAUCGUACCUUGGCUAAGGUAGUCGAAAUGUGUAAGGCAGGAGCUGUUGUCCUCGACAUCUGCGAGGCCGGUGACAAGAUGCUGCUCGAAGAAACCGCUGGAAUUUACAAGAAAGACAAAGAAUUGCGGAAGGGCAUUGCGUUCCCGACGUGCAUUUGCGUCAACAAUUGUAUUUGCCAUUUCUCCCCGUUGAAGAGUGAGAGCCCUGUCGUACUCAAGGAUGGAGAUGUGGUCAAAAUCGAUAUGGGGGCUCACAUCGAUGGUUUCAUCGCUGUUGUUGCGCAUACGCUAGUCAUCGGAGCAUCGAAAGACAAUAAGGUUACGGGGAAAAAAGCCGAUGUUAUUCUCGCUGCCUACAAAUCAAUGGAAGCAGCUCUGAGGCUUGUGAAACCUGGGGGUCAGAACUCCAAGGUUACGGAAAUAACUUCAAAGGUCUGCGAAGCUUAUAAGUGCGCUCCGAUCGAGGGCAUGCUUUCUCACCAACUGAAGCAGCACGAAAUUGACGGGGAAAAGUCCAUAAUCCAGAACCCGAACGAAGCUCAACGAAAGGAGCACAAAAAAUGCACUUUUGACGAGUUUGAAGUUUACGCGUUAGACGUUCUGAUCUCGAGCGGUGAAGGCAAGGGCCGAGAAACCGAAUCGCGUUGCACCGUCUUCAAACGAACCCACGUUGUCUAUCAGUUGAAAAUGAAGGCUUCUCGAACAUUUUUCUCUGAAGUCGAGAAGAAAUCCUCGCACAUGCCUUUCACUCUCCGCUCGUUCGAAGACGAAACUCGAGCUCGUCUGGGCGUCGGCGAGUGCGUCCAGCACGGGCUUCUGGAUCCCUUCCAGGUUCUCUACGAGAAGGAAGGCGAGUUCGUUGCUCAGUUCAAAGCGACCCUCCUGCUGAUGCCCAACGGAUCUCAUAAGAUCACUGGUUUGCCUUUCGACCCAUCGGUGUACCAAACUGAACAUAAGAUCGAAGAUAAGGAGGUUCUCGAGGUUCUGAAGCAGAGCUACAGCGUUGGAAACAAAAAGAAGAAGCCGGCCAGCAAACCCGAAGACGCAGGUGACUCGAAAAAGUAAAGCUCGACCCAAUCUAUCGAGGCGACAUGCAGAAGGGAUUUUCGAAGGCUAGCUCGUCGCAUCGGGCUCGACUGACCGUGCGUCACCGAUAAUUACCGGAAGGGUUGGUGAACGUCGAGGGUAGUCGGGGGAGAGGAACGAGAGAUCGAACAAAUCUCCCGCUCGUCGGACGAGGAAAAUCCUAGCGAGAAAACCCUUCAAAGAUUCCGAGAGUGUCUUCGCUUGCCGGUAGAACCGGAGGGAUCCCUGUAGCUUCACACACAACUCGUUUUCAGUGUAUAAUAAAAGAGAAUCGGUAAUUUUUUGCGAAAACAAGCAUA
This is a messenger RNA of Galendromus occidentalis (western predatory mite), 1579 nucleotides long. Its product is annotated as proliferation-associated protein 2G4. Bases 114 to 1259 code for a protein of 381 amino acids. The transcript has 3 exons. NCBI's taxonomy places the organism in Eukaryota, Metazoa, Arthropoda, Arachnida, Mesostigmata, Phytoseiidae. The record is from RefSeq and is a predicted model, not a curated record.